UAUAAAAGCAGGAUAAACUCAAACAUAUCGAUUAGUUUUGAAAGUUUAGAGCUUCAAACAACAUGAAAGUAAUUUUCACAGUUCUCGUUUUAGUGGCUGUAGCUGCACAUACAGAUGCAAGGAAGAGAUGUUACCCACUUCCAGUUCCAGUAACUGAUCCACCAGUUCCAGCAUGUCCAAAUAAUGAAGUCUACUCAGAUUGUGGAGCAUAUUGUCAAUCAACAUGUGGCCCACCCACACCAUGUGCACGUCCUCCCCAAGAUUGCAAUCCUGGAUGCGUUUGUGCUGCUGGCUUUGUUCGUGAUGUUAGCGGUGGAAAAUGUAUUCUACGUGAAGAUUGUCCUGUAAACGAGCCAGUAUGCAAAAAGUUCGAAAUUUUCUCGGAUUGUGCUGCAGAAGCUUGUAAAAAAACAUGUGAGACUUUGGACACAUAUUGUAAAGCUCCUUGUGUUCCUGGUUGUAAAUGCCCUGAAGGUCAGGUCUACUUAGAUGACAACAGAAAUGCGUGCGUUGUUGAAGAAGACUGCCCUAAAAUCAUUGUUGAUCCACCACAGCCUGAACCGGAACCAGAACCACAGCCUGAACCUGAACCAGAACCUCAGCCUGAACCUGAACCUGAACCUCAGCCUGAACCUGAACCGGAACCAGAACCACAGCCUGAACCUGAACCACAACCAUCAAGUGAAGAGCCAUUACCACCACCAGAACCAACACCAACAUGCUCAGGAGAAAAUGAAUACGCUACUGAAUGUGGAACAUUAUGUGAACCAACAUGUAAAAACUUUAGCAAUCCUCCACCCUGUCCUAUUGUUUGUGUUUCCGGAUGUUUCUGUAAUCACGGCUACGUUCGUAACUCGGAUAACAAUUGUGUUCUUGAAAACGAAUGUCCAGCUAUUGGCAUCAAUGCUGCAAAAGAAGAUUGCAAGAAAAAUGAAGCCAUAAUCGAGUGUACCAACGAGUGCAUGGAAUUGUGUGAUAGACCAAUGUUCUGUCCAAUGUCGUGCAUUACUGGAUGCUUCUGUGCUGAAGGUUAUUGCCGUGAUGCACAUGGAAAGUGCGUUCCUUUACCCGUUUUGUAAUGUCUAAGCAUUAUAUAAGCUCUGGCAAUAAUCGAGUAAUUGUAUUGACAUCCUCAGAAUAAUAAAGUUGUCAGUAAAUAAAUGAAUAAAAAAUUGUUUUUCAAUAAAUAAAA
Molecule: messenger RNA, 1192 nt
Organism: Chironomus riparius
Lineage: Eukaryota; Metazoa; Arthropoda; Insecta; Diptera; Chironomidae
Source: the annotation of a GenBank genome assembly